Carassius gibelio (silver crucian carp) is the source of this 1609-nucleotide messenger RNA. Its product is annotated as kinocilin-like. The transcript is spliced from 5 exons. The record is from RefSeq and is a predicted model, not a curated record. The coding region runs from base 1 to 471 and encodes 156 amino acids. NCBI's taxonomy places the organism in Eukaryota, Metazoa, Chordata, Actinopteri, Cypriniformes, Cyprinidae.
AUGAACGCGGUCAGUAUUGGGGAGUACCAUGGGCUGCGGGUGGGCUCGGCCCUGCUCAGCAUUGUAGCAGGUUGUAUCAUCAUUGGUGUGUCGAAGGACUGUGAUGCAGAUGCAGUGGGGGGCAUCUUCCUUGGGGCAGGGGGGCUUGGUCUCCUCAUUGCAGUCUACCCGUUCAUAAAAGUGUGGUUCAACAUCCAUCACAUACUCCCCAACAUAGGCAACUUCAGAGUGCACCCGAUGGCUACAAAUACAAAUCCAGCUCCUGAACAACCCGUAGCUACACUCACGCGAGAGGGGACUCAAAGCCAGCUUAACGUAGAGCGUUCGAAGAGCCGGAUGGGGACAUUUGUGGAGACAGCAGCUUCUACAGCAGCUGAGGGCUCACAGGAUGAUGGCCCUUCUGCAGAUGUUCCAGAUAUCUUGGGAAGGCGAAAGUUUAAGUCACCAUCUUCUGAUCAAGACCCUUUAUAACGGCUGGAUCCAAUGGAUUCUAAUUAAAGAGCAAACUGUAUUCAUUUCACAGUAAACAAGCCUGAUCUCUGCUAACCGCUCAUUAUGGUAUCGCAUUCGAUUUCACUCGUUCAAACAAGGUGUCUUUACUAAUAUUAAAAAAGUCAUUCCAAACCUGUAUGCCUUUAUUUCUUCUCUGGAAAAUAAAAGUAGAUAAUGAAAAGAAUGUUUGAGCAUGUUUGAACAUUUUAAGGUAACACUUUACUUGAAGCCUUUAUGUAAUACAUCAUAAUAAUGGAUUAUAAAGGUAUUCAUAAUGUAUGUUAUAAUGCAUUAUAUAUUUUCAUAAAUAAUGAGGUAAAAUGCAUCAUGAUGUUUGGAGAUUCCUUGUUUAUCUACAAAUCUGAAAUUGGUAGUUUGUCACGUGUUUUAAUGUAUUACAUUUCCUCAGGGUGUAACAAUGAGAAUUAUAAUGCAUUAUAACUUGUUACAAUUAUUAAUGAGUUCACAGUGCAUUAUAAUGUGCAUUUCAAGCCAUAAUUAAUGCAUUAAAAUAUUUUACAAUGAAUGAUAUAUAUAAAUUAUUAAAUUACCCAUUUUGAUAAUCUAAAUCAAUUUUGUCGACAAUAAAGAUACUUUUUCUGAACUGGAAAGGUUCCAUAAAUGUUAAAGUUUCUUCGUGGAAACAUACAUUGCUUUAUUUUUUACCUUUACAUUUUUACCAUACAUUACCUUUAUUUUUUGAAUAUAGAGUAUGAGUAUGAGUACUUCUCAAAAGUAUUUCUCAAAAUAUUUCCUUUUGUGUUCUACAGAGGAAAGACUAUCAUACAGGUUUGGAGCAACAUGACAGAAUCUUAAUUUUUCGGUGAACUAUUGCUUUAUGAUUUUUUGUGUCUAUGAUGGUUUGCAUUUUUGGUUAUCUGUUAGUUUUGAAUUGAUUUCUGAAUUCAUGAUAGCACACCUUAGACGUAGUCUUUAAUAUUUUAAUCAGUUAGAAUGCACGUAAAACGUAAGAUUAAUUUAGCAGAUGCUUUUAUAAAAUGUAGUUGUAACUGUUUAAACUGUAAUUAUUACCUUAUAAUCUUAGUCUUAUCUAGGUCUUAUUUCCAACAGUUUUGUUGUCACGUCAUUACACACAAAUAAACACUUGUUUUCCUGA